AUGCCACAGAAGUCAAAGCUCAAAUACUUGAACUGUUUCUGCGACGACAUUUGUAAAGCUGCAUUGAUCCUUACUCGUCGUAUUGUGUUUCAUCUGCAACACUUGAAUUGGGAGAACAAAUGCAUCCCUGCUGAUCCCCAGACAGUGUUGAAUUUGAUCGAUGAAGUACAAAAAUAUCAACAGAAGUCAGGAAACUCCCCAAUAGUAGUUCAGUGCAGCAACGGUGAUGGUCGUAGCGGUACAUUCUGUGCUAUUGCUUCGUGUCUUGAACGAGUCAAACAAGAACAAGUAUUGGACGUCUUUCAGACYGUUAAGAGUAUUCGUGUCAACAGACCUGGAGCUGUAGAAACAUUG
This is a messenger RNA of Actinia tenebrosa (Australian red waratah sea anemone), 354 nucleotides long. RefSeq lists its product as uncharacterized. Lineage: Eukaryota; Metazoa; Cnidaria; Anthozoa; Actiniaria; Actiniidae. Gene Ontology annotation, biological process: protein dephosphorylation. Gene Ontology annotation, molecular function: protein tyrosine phosphatase activity; protein binding. The record is from RefSeq and is a predicted model, not a curated record.